Molecule: messenger RNA, 1092 nt
Organism: Volvox carteri f. nagariensis
Lineage: Eukaryota; Viridiplantae; Chlorophyta; Chlorophyceae; Chlamydomonadales; Volvocaceae
Exons: 5
Coding region: 1-1092 (363 amino acids)
Source: RefSeq, a predicted model, not a curated record
AUGAAGCUGGCAUCUGUUGUGUCACGACAACAGAAAAUUACCGAUCGGUGGAUUCGUUUAUUGUCUAUAGACACUCCGCCUUGCAGACAUCGAGGUUCGGCCUGGUCCGGCUUUCGCAAUAGUAUCCUUCGCAUCCUUUACCAGGGUGCGGAAAUCACCAGUGCUGCCGAUGUACCUGUGCCUUUCCGUGCGUCUGAUACUGGCAGUAUACGCAUCAAUCAGUCGGUGAUAUCAAUGAUGGAUUAUGCUGUUGAUGGGGGUUCCUGGUACUCUGGUCAAUUGGCAGAUCUCUAUUUCAAUAACACUGACAGCUCUAACGUGGUCUCCUAUUUUCGUGCACUCCCGAAUUUAGAGUUUCAGAGGCGCUUCAAUGGCACACCAGGCUGCAGUCCAUUGAGUAUGGAUGAGAUGAAUAAUCCAACUUUCUCAAUUUCAUAUCCUCUUUCUCCUGGUAUCAGACUUGGCUUCGCAAUCUAUUCUGCCCUGCUCCGUGCAGCACAGAGUGGUGGUGACAUCUCAGACUUUCAAUAUUGUGCGCUGUACCCCUUCUACUUAUUUGGUCUGUUGCGGACAGCGAAUGCCAGCUUUGCCCCAAUAGAUGGAACGCCAGAAAUAUGGUUGAGUGGCAAGUGGGUGACGGCGGCUUCCGUCACCCAUGCCAUCAAUGUUACCACCCCCACCACCGGUGCCAGUGCCAGUGCCAGAGCCUCCUGUAUCAAAACCCCCAAGCCCGCCAUUACCCACUGCAUCAGGACCACCAUCCCCAGCUCCGUCCCCUUCAUCUCCUUCACCUCCCCCGCCAUCUCAGUCUCCAGCGACCCUGCCACCUCCACCCCAACAAACUCCCCCCAAGUCCCCCGAGUCCCCCAAGUCCCCCAGGACACCCAAGGCUCCCAAACCCCCACCUACUGUUUUACAGCGGCCCUCAGCAGCUCCCCGGUACCGGGCAGCUCGUGCACCUCAACGACCAUUGACAAGAUUGCUUUCAUUCUCGCCCCAGGACCUGCAGAAUCCGCUGUGGAGUCCACUGAACUUGUGAACAAUCCCAAAUCCUGUGUCGAGUUACUCAACAGUUCACAAGAAGGAAGAUGA